AUGCAGAGUUAUCUAACAUUCCUGUUCGUAAUGAGAAAUAAAAAAUUCUACAACAAAUAUUUCUGUACUCAAGUCAGUUUAGAAGAGAAAUUUACUCGAGAUAUGAAAUCGUUUUAUGACUUAAAAAUGACGGUAGCGUUUAAAACAAAAUCUCUCAAGACAAAAGUGGACAUUAUGAAGAAAAAAGCAAACUUUUCUGCUGAAUUUUCACUAAAUUUUGUGGAUGAUAUUUGGAAUGCUAAUCAGUAA
Molecule: messenger RNA, 249 nt
Organism: Clunio marinus
Lineage: Eukaryota; Metazoa; Arthropoda; Insecta; Diptera; Chironomidae
Source: the annotation of a GenBank genome assembly